AGCAAGAAAGUUUGACAAGUCUGCCUCAGUUUCACCGUGGUCCCAAACUUGGAUUUCCAGAAAACAGUGACUGAUAUCGAGACUUUAACGGAGAAAGUACCUCCGGACUCUCUUCCUUCAUCUCAGAAACUUUCCAGCUAGGUCUCCCUGAUCAUGGGUGACUGGAGCGCUUUAGGAAGGCUUCUGGACAAGGUCCAGGCCUACUCCACCGCUGGAGGAAAGGUCUGGCUCUCCGUCCUCUUCAUCUUCCGAAUCCUGGUCCUGGGCACGGCCGUGGAGUCAGCCUGGGGCGACGAGCAGUCGGCCUUCAAGUGCAACACCCAGCAGCCCGGUUGCGAGAACGUCUGCUACGACAAGUCGUUCCCCAUCUCCCACGUCCGCUUCUGGGUCCUGCAGAUCAUCUUCGUCUCCACACCAACGCUCCUCUACCUCGCCCACGUCUUCUACCUGAUGAGGAAGGAGCAGAAGCUGAACAGGAAGGAGGAGGAGCUGAAGGCAGUGCAGAACGACGGCGGAGAUGUGGAUGCGCCGCUGAAGAAGAUCGAGCUGAAGAAAGUCAAGUACGGGCUGGAGGAGCACGGGAAGGUCAAGAUGAAGGGCGCCCUCUUGAGAACCUACAUCGUCAGCAUUUUGUUCAAGUCCAUCUUCGAGGUGGGCUUCCUGAUGAUCCAGUGGUACAUAUACGGCUUCUCACUGUCCGCUGUCUACACCUGCGAGAGAGACCCCUGCCCGCACCGGGUAGAUUGCUUCCUCUCCCGACCCACGGAGAAAACGGUCUUUAUCAUCUUCAUGCUGGUGGUGUCUCUGGUGUCCCUGAUGCUGAAUGUUAUCGAGUUGUUCUAUGUCUUGUUCAAAAGGAUCAAAGAUCGCGUGAAAGGGAAAGAUAACCACUACCCUACCAGCGGCACCCUGAGUCCUGCUCCCAAGGACAUGUCCCCGACUAAGUAUGCCUACUACAACGGCUGCUCUUCCCCCACCGCCCCCUUGUCCCCAAUGUCACCCCCUGGGUACAAGCUGGCCACCGGGGAGCGGACCAACUCCUGUCGCAAUUACAACAAACAAGCCAACGAGCAGAACUGGGCCAACUACAGCACCGAGCAGAACCGACUGGGCCAGAACGGCAGCACAAUCUCCAACUCCCACGCGCAGGCCUUCGACUACCCCGACGAUGGCCACGAGCACAAGAAAAUGGCCGCCGGCCACGAGCUGCAGCCGCUGGCCCUGAUGGACCCCCGGCCCUCCAGUCGGGCCAGCAGUCGGAUGAGCAGUCGGCCGAGGCCGGACGACCUCGACGUCUAGCCCCGCCCCUCGCUAGGUGAUUGACAUGCCAGAGAGCAGGAAGCACGGAGAUGUUCUCGUGUGCCAAGGGGUGGUACUUCCCCCAUUCGCUGUCCUCACUACAGACUCUAGUAAACACAGAGACGAAAAAGAUACUUACACUGCUGGAGGUACUAUCAAUUAACAAAGACUACGAAACUAGCGGAGCUAACAAGCUUUAACAAUCAAACAACUAGAGGGCGACGAGCACGAGAACGUGUUCUGACAGUGCCAACAGUCCCAGGUCUCCCUCUAGAGGAGUAUGCCUUGGUAAUAAUGUUUGGUUUUGUCUUUCCUGUAUAGGUUUUUUUGGUAUUCCCACACAAAUAACAUUCCAUUUAGAAAUAUUGCACUUCAAAAUCUACCAAUGUGUCUUUUUUCCAUGUCUGGAAAGUGGUUUGAAGAAACAGUUGGCUCUUUUUUUUUCUCCCAGUUCCAUGACCACCAUCUUUCUGUUGUCAGUUACAUCUUGCAAAACAGGGUUAUGAAUAGGUUACUUGUGCUCAAUAUCAUGAGUUAAUAUUUAUUUAUUAGUAUAAGUAUGCAGGACAUCCACCACUAGACGAAGAUUGACUACUACCCAAGGUCAUAUCCAUAUUAGUAAUAUAUGAAGUCACAAGACCCAACACCAUAUUUAUUGAUAAUAAUCCAAAUUUCAGCAAUACCUUUUCACUGCAGUUAAGAGUUGCUUUUAUUAACGAUAGUGGACUGUCAUUUCCUGAUAAACUUUGAAUUUAUGUGGUGUCAGUUGUAUUAUUUGAUAUAUGUUGUCUUGGGAUUUUGUGGGAAAGUAGAAGUGUGGAUAGAAGCUGCUGUAAGACAAAUAUGCAGCUUGACAGUUUUUAUUUUACUUUUUUUUGCUAAAUGUGAGUCUCUGAAAGAAAGGCUUUAUUUUAUCUCUAUUUGUUAAUUGUAUGUUAUUGUGUUUUCUUUCCUUUUUGGAAUGGGAGAGGGGGGCAGUAGAAAAAGGUUCUCGGUUUUACACUUGGCGUGAAUGAAUUUUUUUUUUAAACAAUGUAAUCAUUGCUGCUUGAGAGAUAGUUUUUAGUACUGUAAAUCAAGCUAACUGUGUCACAAAUGUGAGUUUUUUAGAAGACUGCUUUAUAGAGCUGGACUAAUAUUUAGUCAAAUAUAUUAAGAGGUAUAUGCCAUUGUAGCUCCACAACUACCAAACACUCGUAGAUGGAAUUUCAAUUGGACUCUUUUGUUUUGUUUUGACAUUGCACCAUAGUAUUUUGGUACUCGAACACAGAGGUUCAUGGAUUUUUCAGCUACAAUGAUGUUUGCACUGAUACUUUGGCUAGGGUGUAAUAUGAUGCAAAAAGUGGCAAAUGUUUCCUAGUAUGCAUGUUACUAAUUUAUUUACAAUACACCAGGCAGUAAAUCACUACAUUCAAACAGUGCUUCCUCUUGACACCUGAGCCCACUCUUGACGUUGCAAGCCCAACCAAACGCAAGGUCUUCCAUUCACAAAACAAACUGGGAUAUCUAUUUGCUGGAUGAAGUGCAGUGUGGUCAUGUUUUUCCAUGGAAAUCCACUGUUGUACAGUGUGUAAGUGCAUGAUAGCAACAAAAUGUCAUUCAUUAAUCAUAUCUGUGAAAAGGCUAUUUUAACCAAUAAAGAUUUUUUUUCUUUCUUA
Molecule: messenger RNA, 2957 nt
Organism: Conger conger (European conger)
Lineage: Eukaryota; Metazoa; Chordata; Actinopteri; Anguilliformes; Congridae
Gene: gja1b
Product: gap junction protein alpha 1b
Exons: 2
Coding region: 154-1299 (381 amino acids)
Biological process (GO): cell-cell signaling; heart development
Cellular component (GO): connexin complex
Molecular function (GO): transmembrane transporter activity
Source: RefSeq, a predicted model, not a curated record